Molecule: messenger RNA, 4070 nt
Organism: Pomacea canaliculata
Lineage: Eukaryota; Metazoa; Mollusca; Gastropoda; Architaenioglossa; Ampullariidae
Product: WD repeat-containing protein 35-like
Biological process (GO): protein localization to cilium; non-motile cilium assembly; intraciliary retrograde transport
Cellular component (GO): intraciliary transport particle A; non-motile cilium
Molecular function (GO): protein binding
Source: RefSeq, a predicted model, not a curated record
AUGCUUCAGUGAUCUCUAUUCUCGUCUCGUCCCACAGACGAGACAUUCCAUUGGCGGCUUGGAGACAACAUGGCGACGUGAGACGCUAUAUGUAGACUUUGCAGACGACAUACCGAAGAACUCAAAGAAUGUUUGUGUAUCUCAGUAAAAAGAUUGCCAUCCCCAGCAACACUAAGUUGCGAUGCGUGUCAUGGAAUCGAGAACAUGGCUAUAUAGCUUGUGGAGGAGAGGAGGGUCUUCUGAAAGUGCUGAGACUGGAGAUACAAGCAGGCAAGGAUGCCAAAGUGAAGGGACUUGCAGCACCUAGUAAUCUCUCUAUGAAUCAGUCACUUGAGGGACAUGCUGGUGCAGUUCAAGUUUUGGCUUGGAAUGAACAUCAUCAGAAGCUGACCACCAGUGACCAGCAUGGUCUUAUCAUUGUGUGGAUGCUCUACAAAGGAUCGUGGUAUGAAGAGAUGAUAAACAACCGUAACAAGUCUGUUGUACGGGGCAUGAAAUGGACAUCAGAUGGACAGAAAAUCUGCAUAGUUUAUGAAGAUGGAGCUGUCAUUGUGGGUUCCUUAGAUGGAAACCGUAUAUGGGGCAAGGAGCUGCGUCAGGUUCAGCUGGCAUGUGUUGAGUGGUCACCAGAUGGCAAAAAGAUUUUAUUUGGUAUUGCUAAUGGAGAGGUCCAGGUCUUCGACAAUGUGGGAAAUUUCAUUAGCAAGCUUCAGGUGUAUUGUCUGACAAACAUUACUGGUGCCAUACAUAUCGCAGGCCUUGAGUGGUACAAUGGUGCCCAUGGCUAUGUUGAGCCCAACUGUCCAAGCCUUGCAUUGUGUUUUGACAAUGGUCGAUGCCAAAUUAUGCGCACAGAGACCGAUGAAAAUCCGGUCCUGAUUGACACCGGUAUGCAGGUGGUGCAGAUUUCAUGGAAUCACACAGGUUCUAUCUUAGCUGUUGCUGGCUCCCAACAUGCUCUGGGGCAGGAGAAGGAGGUCAAUGUUGUACAGUUCUACACACCACUAGGGGAGCAUCUGCGCACAUUGAAGGUCCCUGGCAAGAGUAUGAGUUCCUGUUCCUGGGAAGGUGGCAGUCUUCGAAUUGCUCUUGCUGUUGACAGUUUUAUUUACUUUGCCAACAUACGUCCAGACUAUAAGUGGGGUUAUUGCACCAACACAAUCGUUUAUGCAUUCACAAAGCCAGACCGUACAGAGCACUGUGUCAUAUUUUGGGAUUUCAAGAACAAUGAGAAAUAUGUCAAGCAUGUCAAAAAUCUUACUUCAAUAACUGCCUAUGGGGAUUAUUGCUGCCUAGCAACAAAAGCUGAUGAAAUUGUGGGCCAAUAUGUACUGGUACUGUGCAACUCAAUUGGAACACCACUUGAUUCUAAGUACGUUGAUAUGGACCCCUUAUACUUGACAAUGACAAGGACUCACAUCAUCGCUGCCUGCAAGGAGGCCUUCUACUGCUGGCAGUUUAAAAAUCCAAAGAAGAUAGCUACUCUUGAGAUGGCCACCAAGCGCAAAGCUGGGUCUGAAAAGCUUUUCCACAUUGAUGACAUACCAUCAGGAACUUCUGCACAAGAGGAGAUAGACUUCAGCAAGGCUUGUGCAGCCACCGGGGAUCCAAUUUGCUGCAUGUGUGCUUCUGAAAAAGGGCUGAUUAUGGGACGGGAGUCUGGGGCCCUGGCACGAUAUGCUAUGCCAUCUCUAGCCUUGACCCACAAGUAUUCGCUGGGCUGUCGCCCCUAUCAACUUAGCCUUAACUGCACAUCCAGCCGACUGGCUAUUAUUGAUAUUGCUGGCGUCCUCACAUUUUUUGACUUGGACACAAGAGUGACUGAUCCUGAUGGCAAAGAAGUUGUGGGUGAGCAUCUCAACUUUGAGCGCAAGGAUGUGUGGGACAUGAAGUGGGCUGAGGACAACUCCGAGCUGUUUGCUAUGAUGGAGAAAACUAGGAUGUAUAUCUUCCGCAAUCUGGAUCCAGAGGAGCCUAUUCUGAGCAGUGGCUACAUCUGCCAGUUCAGUGAGCUGCAGAUCCGCUCAGUGCUGCUGGAUGAAAUCCUGAAGAACCCAGAAAAUCCAUCUAAAGAUGAUAUUAUUGAGCUUGAAAUCAAGUCACUGCGGGACACUCGUGAGCUUCUGGACAAAGUUGGACUAUCAGAGGCUCAGCAGUUCAUAGAUGACAAUCCUCAUCCAAGACUGUGGAGAUUGCUGGCUGAGUCUGCCCUUGAACAGCUGAACUUAAAAGUGGCAGAGACAGCAUUUGCCAAGUGCCGAGACUAUCAGGGCAUUGAGUUUGUUAAAAGGCUUGGUAAUCUUCACAGCGAGCAAAUAAGCCAGCUGAGGUUUGCAGCUUACUUCCGACGCUUUGAAGAUGCUGAAAAAAUCUACUUGGAUAUGGAUAGAAGAGAUCUUGCAGUCAUACGGAAAAAGCUUGGUGACUGGUUUAAGGUCAUUCAGCUCCUGAAGCAUGGAGGGGGCGGAGAUGACCUACAGUGAGAAGCCUGGAAUGCUGUGGGAGAUUAUUAUGCUGAUCGACAAAAAUGGCAACAGGCUGUUACCUAUUACAUCCAAGGCCGUAACCAAGAAAGACUAGCUGAGUGCUACUACAUGCUGGAGGACUAUCCAGGGCUUGAAAAGCUGGUCAACACACUUCCUGAAAACCACAAACUCUUGGCUGAAAUAGCAGGUAUGUUUCAGAGCGUGGGAAUGUGUGAACAGGCUGUGGAAGCUUACAUUAAGUGUAAUCGUAUUAAGACUGCCAUUGACACAUGUGUCAACCUAAAUCAGUGGGACAAAGGCAUAGAAUUAGCAAAGUCACACAAUGUACGGGAGAUUGAUCUGCUACUGGCCAAAUAUGCUGCACACCUUUUGGAAAAAAAUUAAGUUCUCUCUGCCAUUGAACUUCGCAAAGCUGGUAACUUCAUGGAGGCAGCCAAACUUCUCUUUAAAGUAGCAGAAGAACAGAAAAAUUCUUGGAGGGCCCCUUGUAUAGAACGUAUGUUAUGUUAUGCUUUAUUAGCCCUGGCAGCAUGUGCAAACCGCGCCUUUGGAACAUGCUCUAAGGCCUUUAUCAAGCUUGAGUCACUGGAGACCCUGACACCAGAACACAAGCAGCAGUAUGAUGAGCUGGCACUAGAGAUUUUCACCAAGAACAGUCCAAAGGAUGCACGCACCAACAAAAUGGAAUGCACAGGCUGUUCAUGUGCCAUUCCAGACUGGUCAUCAGCUUGUCCAAGCUGUGACAACAAGUUCCCAGUAUGCAUUGUGACAGGACGACCCAUCAUGGAAUAUCAGUUCUGGAUGUGCAGCCAGUGUAAACAUCGAGCACUACAAGGGGAAAUCCGAACACGGAAAACCUGUCCACUUUGUCAUGCAGCUGUGUGAUGCACUCAGCCUCAAUUGAAAUUCCAGAGCAGGUGACAGCAGUGAAGUUAGUCCACACAUCAUUUGUAAAUGAGUAGAGACAACAGUGCUGAACACUUUGUUUACACUUGUCACAACCUGACAUUCUUCAUGCAUCCUGAUCUCUCUUCCUGUCACAAGGACUUUGGAGUCACAGCACAUAAAUGUUUAUGUUGCUUUUGCUGCAGUGUGACUUUUGGCAGUUACAAUAAAACUGAAUUUCCAGCAAAUUUAAAGGAAUUAUUUCACAAAAGCUGAAGUGAAAAUAUGCAUUAAAAAGAAUGAACUGCAACCUUUGGAAGCUGCAGCUUUCAGUGAGAAACAUUGUCACCUACCCAAAAAUGGAAAAGAAAACUAUUAUUCUUCAUGUGCUUAUUUAAAAAUUAUUUUUACAAUAAAUCAGAGCAAGCUAAAAAAACUUAACAUUGUUUAGGAUAGGUUAAUGGCUGUCUUAAUUAAAAUAUUUUGCCUUGUUAUGCAUGUUGAUAAUAAGUAUUUUACAUAUCAUUGUUAAUGUAAAUCAAUAAAUAGCAUUGCCAUUCAGUGUCAUGCGAGGGAAAAUCUAUGUAAAUAGAAGGAAAAGGUUCUUCCGAAUAAUUAAUCCUCAUUUAUGUAUUUUAUCCCGCAGUUAUAAAGGUUCAAUGUUAUGGUGAAAUCAAUAAAGAAAUUAUGAAAACUGUU